CUACACUAUACUCACCGCUAAACGAACCCGCCGCUAUGAUCUCGACAUCAAAUGACGCCAAGAACGGAACGAGCUGCCGCUAAGAGCUGCCGUUACAAGCUGUGCAAAGAUGUGUCUCUUUGUUCCAUAGAUAUAUCAACAAGGUUGUAUCCGAGCACAGAUAGUUGUUUUGCCCGAUAUACCUUGCUGCUCCUCUACUUCAUCUAAACCGCAACCACUAGGUUCAACACCUAUCGAUGCGAUUACUGAGUGUUUCACAGUCUGGCACGUGUGCAUCUUGGUCGACAGAUCUGAUCCACAUCACGCAUCUGCGCCAAGAUACAGACCAGAUCAUCGGCCUCCAAGCUUAAAUCUUUGGGUUCCCUUGCUAUAGCAUCUUACACGCUAUACCAUGACCGACUUGUCCCCUCUAACGGGCGAACCGAAGGUCCAUAGGCAGAUACGCCAGUCCUGCGACCGCUGCCACAGCCAAAAGGUCCGCUGUACUCGUUCAGACAACUGUAAGACAGGCGACUGCGACCGUUGUCUUCGCAAGGGCUCGCAGUGCGUCUACAGCUCGUCUCUACCCAAAGGUCGUCCUUCACUCUACCGGUUACCUGUCAUGCCCUCAACGGCUUCAUCCGAUACCUCCAUACAACCAUACCCCCGCGACCAGCAGCUCCCGGACUCGUUGGAAAGCCCUCCUGUCGUUUUCCUUGGCGAGGCUGACGCCGAAAGUACUAUCGAUAUCGAAAUGGGCACGUAUGACGAUACCUUUGAUACCAUGUGCCCAGUAGGCAACAUUGCCGAUUUCUACGCCAAUUGGUGGGAGCAAGAUCAUUUGAGCGACAAUAUACCAUCAAGCACGGCUCGCGUGCCCUUUCACCUCGAUCCAGCUCUAGAGACUUUGCUGCCUCCAUCUAGUCAGAGUAGCUCAGGGAAUCAUCGAUCUAGCCUCUCAAGUGGCGUCUCAACAGGGACAAGUAGCGCCACCAGCGUUGGGGGCUCUAAGCUCCUCGACUGCAACCGAAGCCGUCAAAGCAGCAAAAGCAGUCGAAGCAGCCGUACAGAUAAAAUUAGUUGCGACAAUCUUAUGGCUAAUCUAUCAGAGUUAAGCAUACGCUCGUCACAGCUGCUAUGCUUUUCGCGUACGUUUCUCGUCGAGGCUCUCGAUCCGUCGCAUUCAGCCAAGAGCCAGAACCCUUCUAUACGAGUACAGCAGAGCAUUGCAGUAGUAUUCAAGUCUAUAAACUCAUGGUUGAUUCAUGGAUCUGCCAAGACAGAUAUUACGGAUAGCACAUCGCGCCUCAACUUGUGCGCUGCAAACUCUCCCGAGCUGCUACAGCACAUCUUCUCAGCCUCUAAUCACUUGAUAGAGAUACUUUGUCAAUUACGUUCUACCGCAGAACAGGAGUCUACGUCAAUUUCUGUCACUGGAGCCUUUCCUAGCUCUAGACUUGGCCAAGCUGGAUCACGCGCCAAUAGGUCCGAGACAACUACGCCGAAUGUUGCCCAGGACUAUUCCAUCGUCCUCCACCUUGCUCUUGUUUGCGCGACAUUACUAUUGAAUAAGUACAUGGCAGUUCUAACAGCAUUUCAACGCAGUGCGUAUAUUCUUCACGCCGCUCUACCUGGUGGUGCGUCAGAGAGCAUUGUUGAGCCCAAAGAGCACAUGGAUGCCGCUUCGCGAGCGCAUAUGCAGCUGGUAUCUGUGGUGCAGCUGUGCUCAUACUACAUUGGCCGUCAGAAUCAAGCAUUGGGAGCCAUGAUGGCAAUCUGCAGGGACAACGACUCGCAUCGUACGCCAAUGUCGCAAGAGGAUGAUCCCUGGCAGUCAGUCUCCUUUAGUGCUAUACGCGAGCUGAAGUCAGAGGUGGAGCAACAUUUGAAACAGCUUCAGCAGUGUUUGCAAAUACCGUUUUAAUAAUCUGCGUUUGGAUUUUGGAUUCGUUUAGUUUAGUUUAGUUUUACUUUUGGUUGCUUGCGUAUCGCUAUAGAAUAGAGGGUGCUGAAAAGCCAAUAGAAUUACGACGAUUACUUACGACGGAAGGGAAUCCACGAAAAGCUUAAUGCCCAUAGUUAAGAUAGCCCUUCUUAUUAUUAUUUUUGGGUGUAUUCUAGUAAACAAUUGUCGCCGCCGUCCAGGGCCGGAAACAUCACGAACAGAAAACGGAGCGUAGCGUACUCAAGCUUCACACCCUGCUGCAGGCCAUUAUUGCGCCAUCGAGUGUUCUAUGCGUGUUGUGAUGGGUAACUGCACGACAGUUUUAGCUUACUUUUCGUAGCGAUGGCGUUAUGCGAGGGCGCUAUGCGAGGGCGCUAUGCGAGGGCGCUAUGCGAGGGCGCUUUUAUCAUUCCCUG
[Torrubiella] hemipterigena is the source of this 2340-nucleotide messenger RNA. Lineage: Eukaryota; Fungi; Ascomycota; Sordariomycetes; Hypocreales; Clavicipitaceae. The record is from the annotation of a GenBank genome assembly.